UCGGAUUCGCAAUUAAGAGGGCGAACAAUGUAAUACACGAAGCCGUGGGAGCCUAGUAUUACUGCGAAAAUAUUUUGUGUAAACUAGCCUGAAGGAAAAUCGGCUUAAUAUUAAUUAUAAAAAUUGGUUAAUCGAAAUAGCAACAUGGCAACAUUUUAGGCGAAUAAUUACCGAGUUCUUGUUCUGUAUUUAUAUAGUGACGAAAUCUAAAAAUACACUUGCAAGUGAGAGUAUUGUUACGAAUUUGCAACCAAAGGAAUAUUGAUAAUAAACUCAAUUUAUGUCGAACCCAAUUCAAAAUUAUUUAAUUGCUAUAACUCAAUUUAUAUGUGCGACAUUUUCUGCUGGCCAACAUAAAUAUAAGGAACUUCUUCAGCCAAUUUUCUUUCCAUCUCCAUCAGUGAGACGCCCUGUGUCUCAUUUAACUGAAGAGGAACAAGUGAAAAUAGCAAAACGAAUUGGCUUGAUUCAGCAUCUACCAAUCGGUACUUAUGAUGGAUCUAAAAAAUCCCGGGAAUGUGUUAUUUGUAUGAUAGAUUUUUGUGUUGAUGAGGCUGUACGAUAUUUACCGUGCAUGCAUAUAUACCAUGUUCAUUGCAUCGAUGAUUGGCUCAUGAGAAGUCUAACUUGCCCAAGCUGUAUGGAGCCGGUUGAUGCAGCUCUAUUAACAAGCUAUGAGACCACAUAACAUUUACAUCGUCAACUGAUUUAAAAAAAAUUUUAGUUCCAUUGCUUCUCCUUAUUUUUCGAAGUUAUUUUUAUGGAAAAGUAGUACUAAAUACACGAAGUCCAAAACAUCUGAUGGAUGUUAAAAUAUCUGUCUGCAAAAAAUGAAAGAAUAUGUAUAUAGAUAUCAUAGCGCAUAAAUUAGUUAAAUUAUGAUUUAUUAAAUUUAAAAUUGUUGCGCUAAUUGAAUUUUAGAAUGUGAAUAUAUUUUUUAUAAAAUAUUAAUAGCUGUCAAAUGUGAAAAGAAGCCUAAGUACUAUACAUGUGCAAAGGUAUCCAGAAAAGUAUUUUAAUAAUAUGUUGUAAGCUUCCAUUCUCUGUACAUAGAUAAGUUUUGUGAUCAAAUAAAAUUAGAAAUAUAAUAAGUAGGUCAGCACGCUUUUGAAAUUCCUGAAAAAUUCAGCGCAUUGUCAGAAAAUGUUAUCAUCAGAGAGCAUUUACACAAUUUGAGUUAUAAUAAAGGUGCCGUCAGACGUAGACAUACGAGAGGAUUAGUUGGUGACUUUUAAAUUCUUUCAGGUUUCGGCGUAAUUCACAACCAAUAAAAAAAAUUCUGUGAAUACCAAACUGCAUACGCAACGGUUGCACCGUCUUUAAAGACUAUUUCUAAGUAGUUCCGAAGAUUCCAGACCGGACAUUUUUCCAUAGGGGACGAGCCCCGAGAUAGUCGACAAGACCCACGAUUGACACAAGAAAUGAUUGACCACGAGUAUUAAGUAAUCCCAGAUACACGAAGAAAUCUGCUCGAUGGGUAGAAUUUUUAUUUUUUCCUGAACAAAUUCGAAAAUAUGCAGUUAAGCAAAUUUUAUAAAAGUUUUUACUGGUGACGAUUUUUGGUUUCAUAAGUACGAUCCAGAAACCAAACAUCAGUCCACGGUAUGGAGCCCAACAGGAGCGAACCCGUAAAAUCCAAACAACAAAAAUCAGCAUCAAAAUUAAUGAUGUCAGUUUAUUUUACUGCUAUUCCACUGGAAAAAGGUCAGACGAUAACUACAAAACGAUACACCGGAGAAUGGCUAUCAAAAAUUUCCAACAUUUUAGUGGAAAACAGCAAGAAAGAGGAUUUGCGGCGUUACUUUUUACAUCAUGACAACGC
Molecule: messenger RNA, 1822 nt
Organism: Ceratitis capitata (Mediterranean fruit fly)
Lineage: Eukaryota; Metazoa; Arthropoda; Insecta; Diptera; Tephritidae
Gene: Rnf11
Product: RING finger protein 11
Exons: 2
Coding region: 281-688 (135 amino acids)
Source: RefSeq, a predicted model, not a curated record